UGCAUUUCCAGACGUGGGUCCGGCUAAACUUGCAUCGCCAGUCCGGGACCGCCGCUCCAUCUCCAGCUGACUACAGCCCCAUCUCCGGCUGCAGCCGCGGACAUGCCCGACGACAAGAAGGGCGCCCCGAAGAAGGGCGCCAAGAAGGCGAUCAACAAGACGCCGGUAAAGGGCGGCAAGAAGCGCAGGAAGGUGAGGAAGGAGAGUUACUCCAUCUACAUCUACAAGGUGAUGAAGCAGGUCCACCCCGACACCGGCAUCUCCUCCAAGGCCAUGAGCAUCAUGAACUCGUUCGUCAACGAUAUAUUUGAGCGCAUCGCGGGCGAGGCUUCCCGCCUGGCCCAUUACAACAAGCGCUCGACCAUUAGCUCCCGGGAGAUCCAGACGGCAGUGAGGCUGCUGCUGCCGGGGGAGCUGGCCAAGCACGCCGUGUCAGAGGGGACCAAGGCGGUCACUAAAUACACCAGCUCCAAGUAGAGUUCACACCGAGGUCUUACCCCGCCCGCACUCAGGCCGCCCAGCCGCGCCGCGCCGCGCCGCACACACGGGCUUUGCAUUUAUCCCGAUGGUUGCGAAUUCCCUCUGUAUUUUCCGGUUGAAUGUUUCUCCAAGAGGAGUCGCCCCGCGUUGCAGCGGUUUGAGGAGCCAGGUAGCGUUGCUUGGUUGUGUUGCGUCGCUGGUAACCGCAGAUGCGGGCCGCCAGCGGCUUUUACUCUCUCAAUCUUUAUUGUAACCACUGUUCAUUAAAUUGAGAUCCAUGUUUUUCUCUAAA
Messenger RNA from Amblyraja radiata (thorny skate), 772 nucleotides. RefSeq names its product histone H2B 1/2-like. NCBI's taxonomy places the organism in Eukaryota, Metazoa, Chordata, Chondrichthyes, Rajiformes, Rajidae. The transcript has 2 exons. Gene Ontology annotation, cellular component: nucleosome. The coding region runs from base 103 to 477 and encodes 124 amino acids. Gene Ontology annotation, molecular function: structural constituent of chromatin; DNA binding; protein heterodimerization activity. The record is from RefSeq and is a predicted model, not a curated record.